This is a messenger RNA of Drosophila biarmipes, 911 nucleotides long. RefSeq names its product serine protease 3. NCBI's taxonomy places the organism in Eukaryota, Metazoa, Arthropoda, Insecta, Diptera, Drosophilidae. The coding region runs from base 10 to 825 and encodes 271 amino acids. The record is from RefSeq and is a predicted model, not a curated record. Gene Ontology annotation, molecular function: serine-type endopeptidase activity. The transcript has 2 exons. Gene Ontology annotation, biological process: proteolysis.
UCGAUCAGAAUGAAGGUCUAUGCAGUUUUGGUCUUAACUAUUGCCUCCGUUUCUGCGGGUUUUUUGCCUCAGGAUGUUGCAGUCCAUCCUCGAGACAGUAUUGCUGCUCCAUCUAUUGAAGGACGAAUUACUAAUGGAAAUAAGGCGGCUACGAACCAGUUUCCCUACCAGGUGGGGCUCAGUUUUACAAGCUCCUCUGGUAGUUGGUGGUGCGGGGGCUCCAUCAUCUCUAACACUUGGGUUCUAACCGCUGCUCAUUGCACCAAAGGCGCAUCUUCCGUGACCAUCUACUAUGGUUCUACCGUUCGCACCAGUGCAAAGCUGAAAAAGAAGGUCUCUAGCUCCAAAUUUGUCCAGCAUUCCGGUUACAAGGCGUCCACUUUGAGUAACGAUAUCUCUCUGAUCAAGACUCCAUCUGUAAAGUUCACGAUUGCCAUAAAUAAGAUCAGUCUGCCCGCCAUCGCCAGCAGUUACUCCUCCUUUGCCGGACAGACUGCCGUCGCCUCCGGAUGGGGCAAGACCUCAGAUUCCGACAGUUCCGCUACCUCUAACCUGCAAUAUGCCGAGCUCCAGGUUAUCAGUAAUGCCGUCUGCCAGCAGACCUUUGGAUCUGUCAUCACUAGUGGCGUGAUCUGCGUGGCUUCCACCAACAAGAAGUCAACCUGCCAGGGCGAUUCUGGCGGUCCUUUGGCCCUGAAUGGUAAGCUGAUUGGUGUCACCUCGUUUGUAUCCGCGAAGGGAUGUGAGAGGAAUACCCCAGCUGGUUUUACUCGCGUGACCAGUUACCUGGAUUGGAUCAAGAGCAAGUCCGGCGUGUUUUAUUAGGGGAUGUCUAUAAAGUUCCCCCACUGAUUAAUAGUUAAUAAAUAAAGAAACUGGAAAUAUAUUUUAAUUCCAUGAAGCAUUUAUAA